Molecule: messenger RNA, 3591 nt
Organism: Labrus mixtus (cuckoo wrasse)
Lineage: Eukaryota; Metazoa; Chordata; Actinopteri; Labriformes; Labridae
Product: peptidase inhibitor 16-like
Exons: 6
Coding region: 246-1535 (429 amino acids)
Cellular component (GO): extracellular region
Source: RefSeq, a predicted model, not a curated record
CUGCCUCUUAAAGCCGAGUGAGGAAGAGUGAGAUCUGCACAGCUGAGAGAGAGCAGCACUGAGGAGGGACAAACACACACACACUUUUACUGACUCUUUAUCACACACAGAGAACAAGAAGCCUUUUGUACACAUACACAUACACACACACACACACACACACACACACACACACACACACACACUUUGCUGGACCCUGGACUGAUCUUUGAGGAUACAUCUCCCCCAGGACUCUGUUUCCCAUCAUGCACCACAGGAGCCACCUGGAGCUCCAGGGGGCCUCGGCCAUAAGGACUACCCAGGAUGGAGCCUCCCGAUGGGGCUCCAGGCUGAGGAAGGGGGCUUCAGCACGGUGCUGCCUCAGCCCGCCGAGGGCAGCUCCUCUCUGGGCUUGGCUCCUGCUGGGGGUCCUGGUGGUCCCUGGAGCCUGGAGCUCUCUGAGUGAGGAGCAGGAGGAGCUGCUGGUGGAGCUUCACAACCACUACAGAGGACUGGUUUCCCCCAGCGCCUCGGCCAUGAUGCCACUGAAAUGGGACCCCAGUCUGAAGGUGAUAGCAGAAGGCUAUGCUGCUAAAUGUGUCUGGAACCACAACCCUGACCUGGAGGAGACCGGAGAGAACCUGUACGCCGGGACCAAACCUCUGGACCUCCGAGAGUCUCUGGAGGAAUGGUUUCUGGAGAACCUGAGCUACGACUUCAACAACAACAGCUGUGACGAGGACAAGAUGUGUGGACACUACACGCAGAUGGUGUGGGCGGACACACACAGAGUGGGCUGUGCUGUGCAUGUCUGUACUGACAUGGAGGGUCUGAACUGGGGGAGAACCAACUUCCUCGUCUGCAACUACUACCCCGCAGGGAAUUAUGAAGGUGAGCGGCCGUACGUUGAAGGUGAUUGGUGCUCCAGGUGUCCUGAGAACCUCCAGAAGUGUGAAAACAACCUCUGUGUGGACGACACACUGGACGAGAUGGAUGACGACGUAGACGACGGUGAGGACGAAGACGUGACAGAGAUUCCUGCGACGACUGAACCCGUCAUCCUGCUGGAUGAGGAACCAGAGGAGGAGAUAAAGGAGGAAGAGGAGGCGCACGUUCCUCCUCCUGCAACCACUGACAUGUACAUCCAGCUUGACACCACAGCACCACCCACAGCUCCACCCGCAGCUCCGCCCACAACAACCAGUACCCCCAGUAACACCACCACCUCUGCAGAGGACAUGGAGGAAGUCCAAGCAGAAAUCACCCCAGAAGAAAACACCCCAGACCCCGGCACACAGGCUCCAGACGCCCCCCCAACCACACCUGAAAGACAGGAGGAGGGGGUCAAAGUAAACGUGGAGGAGGUGGAGGUGGAGGAGGAGGAGGAGGAGGAGGAGAAGAUAAAGGAGAAGGAGGAGAAAAUAAAGACGGCAGAAAAAGCAGAGAGAGACAUGGUUGGAAAAAUAUUCCAGGAAGUUACGAUGAGCGCUGCUUCAGUAUGUUCCCCCUCUGUCCUGUUAGCCUGCGUGACAGGGGUCCUGACUCUGAGGCUGUGAGGAGGGGGGCAAGGUGGAGGAGGAGGAGACGAUACGUUCACUUCAUCAGUCUCGCAUUGACUGCACAUGACCUUUGUAAAUCAAUCCUGAGGUAACAAACAGCUUCCAGUCCCUCUCUGCAGAGUAAUUAAUAAAUCACAUUAAUCAGAAAACUGCUGCAGCUCUGUAAAGCUCUGUAUGAAGUCCAGGCUGAGAUCUGGAGCAAACACUGAGUGAGAAACCCACCGUGAAGUAAACACUGAGAGUCAAUAAAUGUGUCAUCUGCAUAUAAAAAAGACAAAUUUAAAGCACAGACUCUACAUUAAAUUGAAGGAUUCUAGUAAAGUUUUAAAGGUCACAUAUUCUGUAAAAUCCUCUUCUCCAUGUUCCUCUAGUCCGUCUACAAACCCCCCCAAUGAUGAGAAAAGUCCAUCCUCUCCGUCUUCUUCCUGCUCCACUUUUCAGAAAAUGUGUGCUCAAACAGGCCGUUUGGAGAUUUUCCCUUCAUGACAUCACAAAGGGCAGUAGCCCCUCCCCCAGGUGGGUGACACUCCCACAGCUAGGUGUUUGUUCUGCCCUCUGAGUCUGUCUUCUCACCGUAAACAAUAGGACAUGGAGCGAGAAAGACCGAGUACACCCAAGUCCUUCCAGAGAGGGGGCGUGGUCAGACACAGCUCAUUUACAUAUUUAAAGGUACAGACACAGAAACAGCCUGUUCUGAGCAGGGCUGAAAUAGAGGGGUUUAUAGACAUGAUCAAAUACAGGAUCAGAGUGGAUUUAGAAGAAACUUCACACACAUGUUGAAGAGGAGCUCUGGGAAUUUAAACUGAAGAGGAGGAUAUGUCACCUUUAAAAACAAACGUAUAUUCACUUUCUAUUUAAGCGACCUGUUCAGGGAGAUUUAAAUCUAAUUUCUGUAGUUAUGCGUUUAGCCUAGCUUAGCAUGAACACUUGGAGCAGAGGGAAACAGCAAGCCUGGCAUUGCAGUUCAAGAUUUAAAAAAACACUUUUAGUUUGAGAGGAUGAGCAAAGACCACCUCUAAAGGCCCGUCCUCUACACGUCUUUUUCUGACUUAAUUUCUCAAACUGUCUCAAUAUAAAAAGUCAUCAGCCGGUUGUAGCAAGAUUACAGACUUUCACCUUCCUGCCUUUAAAGCUCCAGAGUCUAGAGACCAAAGGACUCAUCGUCUCUACUAUGACACUCGGUUCUUAAACAGUCUAAACAACUAAACCGAGAGCAGCGCCAGAAAAAAAGUUGCUUCUCUUCGUCUUCCUCAACGUUGUUUCCGUAAAUCAUCGUCACACACCUUCAGGCCGGAGAGGAGGCUGAUCCAUGAUCACACAGACUGCUGUCAUGUUCUGAGCGAACACAAAUGUUAUCUGAUAUAGAAGAAACAACAGUCACACAAAAUGUCCCGCCUUGUUUGAAGAGUUCUAGCCGUUUACCCUCGUUUCUCAUCUUUAUGCUAAGCUAGGCUAUUCUUAGCAUGAGCUGAUUUUCCCUGAAUCUGAGAGCAGACCGAGCUGAACACCGACAUGUUGUGACUCGUCUUUAUUCUGCACACGUUGACCUGAGCGUUCAUCAUGACGUCGUGAAAAUAAAUCAACAAAGAACUAAACAGAAACGAGUUCCUGACCGAUGCAGGACGCCAGAUUACAAACAAGCAGAGCUGGACUGAAAACUAAAUGACAGGUUUUAAAGCUGUAACAGAAGAAGACGACCUCCUCGUGUUAGUCGUUCACAGAAUCAUCUCAUGUGGAAUAAACCACUGUCAACAUAAAGUCAAGAAGCGGGUGACAUUUUCCCUUUGAGUGUUUUUUUUUAGUGUUUAGUAAUGAAAGAGGAACGCUUGCUGUUUGUUGUGUGUCAAACUGACGACCCUGCUUCUUCUCUUUCAUUCAUAUAAUCCACUGUUCAUCAUUUAUUCUGGAGCUGGACCGAGUCUGGGAGGAUCCUGUGUUACACUGUCUUAGACUACAGGACAUUAGUAGAACUAUAACGUUUGCAAUGAUCGAUGUAAAUGUCUGUAUAUAAGAUUAAUAAAGAAUUAAACUUUUUCUUCUUCUUUUGGACAAA